Messenger RNA from Spodoptera littoralis (African cotton leafworm), 7342 nucleotides. The record is from the annotation of a GenBank genome assembly. NCBI's taxonomy places the organism in Eukaryota, Metazoa, Arthropoda, Insecta, Lepidoptera, Noctuidae.
AUGGAUGAAAUUGAAUACAAAUUGAACACUAACAACAGUGUUUUGAUAGUCAAUGCAAUCGACAAGCUGAUAUCUACUAUAAAAUCGAAAUAUAAGCCAAUAGAAAGACAGCGGUUUGUGAACGAAAAUGAAGAGCUGAAGUUGUUGAGAGAAAAGUGUUCUUCAAAGGAUGCUAAAGUUAGUCUGACGGCGUGCCAGGGUCUACUGGCGUUGGUGGAACUCGGGGUCUUGGAGAUAGCCCACACCAUGUCCACUGUUGUAACUCUACUGCCCAGCACACACAACUACUCAGCCAUAAUAUCCACAAUGGCUGGUCUAUUGAUUUUGGAUCUGAAGGCUCGCCUGGUGCCAGGCCACCAGUACAAAUGUCAGUUCAGUCUGAAGUCUCCGCAACAUCCCUUUAUCACUGUGCUGGAUAAGAACAAAGAUGCCGAGAGUGAUGUACUUGCUCAGAUGCAUGCGUUGUGCACACAUCCUGAUUAUACAGAGAAGGUAGCAUCAGACCCUGGCAACUGUUGCUCAGUCUACCACAGACAACUGCACAAUCCUCCCUUUUACUCGCCUGUCUUAGUUGCCAACAGACGAGACCCUCGGUCAUGCUACAACCUGAUAGAGCGGUGCUUCGCCCUCGACGCCCCGGAGCUAAGGACUGUCGCCGGCAUCACGCUCAUGUUGCUGGCUGAGAAUCUCGCUGAUACAUCCGCUUUGUAUCUUCAUGAAUUGUUCAAUUUGUGUAUAAAUAUAAUCAGCAAAUACGAGUAUUCAUCAAUUUCCCUCAGCGUGUUUGUGGCUCUCUCACUACAAUGGCUGAAUCUCCCAUCCUACCUCACCGCAUCAGCUCUCAAAGUAGCUUCAAAGAUCCUGGACAUGUACCAGGAUAAGGAUAAAGACGACACAAGACUUCACACACCGAAUCUCAAAGCCAAUAAAACAUUCCAAUCUUUAUUAUACACAGAUAGCCAUCUUUCAAUUGUCUUCAAAUUAAACCAAAAUUGGGAGCGAAUGAGAGAUAAUCCGGAAAAAUUGAAGAGCUGGCUCGAUUCCUUAGCCACAGUGAAUAAUGAAAUCAAAUUAGAAUUGUUACCAUUUUUACUGGGAAUGGUUUUAGAGAAACGUAAGGAAGCGUGGUAUGAAGAGGUUGUUGUUAAAGUCAUUAGGAUUGUGGUAAAUCUGGUAGGUUAUAAGAAGGAGAUUUCUGUACAAUUACUGCCGCUGUUAAUGUAUAAGAUAGCUAAUGAUAGAUGUCCUGUCGUGAGGUUGGAGUGUUUAAGAGCUCUGCCUUUGAUGGCGAAGACUAAGGAAAAUGUGCCAACUAUAGUGUCUGUAUUGAAUAAGUUGAAGGCUAAUAAAGGUGUACCGACCUCAUUCCUCAUCAUGUUAUACACCAGCUUAGCAGAAACACAGGUGCGAUGUUUUCCAUACCUACAAGAAAUGCUCGUGGAUCCGGGUGUGGGUAAACAGGAUGACUUGAAGUGGGAGCUUGACAUUGCUAAGGCGAUUGCUGUUGAUAGGAUAUGUGAGAUACGUCCGACAAGCCACGGCCUGGAGUUGGUGUCAGUGAUAUCGUCACUGCUGAACCGCUGCAGCGAGCGCAGCGGCGGCGUCGCCACCAGCACCUGCCUCGCCGCGCUGCGCCGCCUGUGGCGCGCCGCCGCGCUCGCGCCGCACUCCACCUGGGCCGCGCUACAGCCCAAGCUGGCGCGGGACACCAGGCCGGCUGUACAGAUCAGUAUCUGCAAGUUACUGAGCGAGGUCCCGUCCCUGCGGGCCGCGACCCCCGAGUGGGAGCGCCUGUCCCGCGAGGCGGCGCGGCGCCUGUGGCAGUGGGUGGCCGACUGCAACGUGCCCGACGUGAUAUACAGGAAGACAGUGAAAUUACCAGCCUCGUACUGCAAGACUCCUGCAGACGCAGCCAGGAAACCUGAAGAAGUACUAGAUUAUAUACCAUGUGAAAUCUGGCCAGAAGUAUUUAAAUACACGAACCAAGCCGCGUUACCGGGCGUGCAGCGACUGGCGGGGCGCCACAUAGAGCGCGAACUGCGCGCGUACCGCAGCGGCCAGUACCAGCACGACCCGCGCCGGGAGCCCGCCGCGCUGCUGCAGCUGCCGCCCGCCAGCGUCGCGCGGGGACUCGUCCACUGCUUCAGGAAACAGGUUGGUUGUACCAGUACCAGCACGACCCGCGCCGGGAGCCCGCCGCGCUGCUGCAGCUGCCGCCCGCCAGCGUCGCGCGGGGACUCGUCCACUGCUUCAGGAAACAGGUUGGUUGUACCAGUACCAGCACGACCCGCGCCGGGAGCCCGCCGCGCUGCUGCAGCUGCCGCCCGCCAGCGUCGCGCGGGGACUCGUCCACUGCUUCAGGAAACAGGUUGGUUGUACCAGUACCAGCACGACCCGCGCCGGGAGCCCGCCGCGCUGCUGCAGCUGCCGCCCGCCAGCGUCGCGCGGGGACUCGUCCACUGCUUCAGGAAACAGGUUGGUUGUACCAGUACCAGCACGACCCGCGCCGGGAGCCCGCCGCGCUGCUGCAGCUGCCGCCCGCCAGCGUCGCGCGGGGACUCGUCCACUGCUUCAGGAAACAGGUUGGUUGUACCAGUACCAGCACGACCCGCGCCGGGAGCCCGCCGCGCUGCUGCAGCUGCCGCCCGCCAGCGUCGCGCGGGGACUCGUCCACUGCUUCAGGAAACAGGUUGGUUGUACCAGUACCAGCACGACCCGCGCCGGGAGCCCGCCGCGCUGCUGCAGCUGCCGCCCGCCAGCGUCGCGCGGGGACUCGUCCACUGCUUCAGGAAACAGGUAUUCCACCGCGGCAGUGACUGGCGACGUGGCUGCGUUACGUUGGCGGCGAGACAGGCGCAAGUGUCGCAGUCUGCCAGGAGGAUACUUGAGAAUUAUCUACAAGGUGUCGCCGCUGGAACUGCUGAGGAAACAGACGUGCUCCUAAUCUUCGAGAUCCUACCCAUCUUAUGUCGAGGGAUGCCACCGAAUGCUCUCCGACCUCCUCUAGAAAGAUGUCUAGCUGACUCUUUUGCAGAAAUAUCUCAUGUCAAGGCGAAAUCUAAAGGAGAAGAGAAAGAAUACUUGUUUAUAAAGCAGAUGGAGUGCAUCCGUCAAUGCUUGGACUGUGACAAGAUACACGAUGCCAAUAGAACGCUGCUGUCUCAAAUCGUCGAGCAUUACUUCUCGGAAAUGAAUGAUGAUAAUGUUGCCUGGCCAACCUACAUAUCGACAUGUUGCGCUCUAUCCAGUAAGUACCUGGAGCGUAUGUCGUCCCCCAGUGGGUGGUGGGAACUGUCUCCCAGCCUGCUACGUAAGGCGGCGUCACUAAGGGCCGCCCUGGCCACUAUGAAGGACUGUGAGGCGCCCCUCAACUGGCUCAAUGAGAUCAUUGAUGCACAGGCUAUGGAAAUCACCGAGCAGGAGUUCUCCUUGGGCUGCCUGGUCCCCGCGCUGCAGGCGGCCGACCCUGACUCCGGCCACUGCGCGGACUGGAUGCUGCAGCUCAUGGGCCGCACGCAGGUCGCCUUCAAUGAGACGGAAGACAAGUCAGCGAAGCAGUACCUGUGCGACGUGUUCAUGGUGUGCGUGAUAGUAUUCAGCGGCGUGUGGAGCGUGGCGGGCGACGCCGUGGCGGGCCGCCCCGCGCGACAAGCGCUGCUGCCGCCCGCCGUCGCCAGCUUACUGGCCAGGCCGGCCUGGCAGCCCUGCGCGCUACAGUUACUGGAGUGGCUGUGCCACUCGCGCGCGGGCUGCGACAGCGGCGCGGCGGCGGCCUGCCAGCGCGGCCUGCUGGCGGCCCGCCACGCCGCGCCCUUCGCCACGCACCAUAUAUGGACUCGACUUUACACCCAAUGUCGGUCGUUGCAUAAAGUAGCAGUGGGCCACACAGUGCCUCUGACGUUCAACCAGUAUGAACAUCAGCAGAGGUUCCGUGAAGCUCAGGCUGAGAUCGUUGGCUCGUUAAUGUCCAGCCCUAAGUUCAAAGACCAGCUGGGCGAUGUUGAAGCCUGGAUGACUAAGUUGUUAGAUUAUGCUCUGGGCGGAGGGAAAAGGGGCAGAGGUCUGGCGGUGCCCUUUGCAUACCGAAUGAUGGAGGAUCCAGAGCACUUUACAGAGGACAAACAUCAUAAAGCACGGAUCAUGGGAUGGGUUCUAGAAAUGUUCCACUCCUACCUAUUCACAAUAGAUGAUAUAAUGGAUGCCUCGAAGACUCGCCGCGGCCAGCAGUGUUGGUACCUACGUGACGAUGCAAUGAUGCACACAUGCAUAGGUCAGCACCUGGACUUCGCAUCAAACUAUACGCGGGAGAAAAACAACCUGGACACGUUCACAGUGGAACGGUUUGACGCCAUCGCCUUACAGAAGACCGCAGUGUACUCCUUCUCAUUUCCUAUGAAUUUAGCUAUGACUUUAGUUAAGGGAAAAAAUCAGAAUUUGCACCAUACUGAAGAAGUACAUUCCAUCUGCUGGGACAUGGGCAAACUACUACAAUUAGUUAUUCCUAUAAUGGCCCUUGACCUAUUAACUGACCUUUGCAUAAGCUGCUUAGGAACUGCUACAAAAAUGUCUUCUCUGCUUCGUAAAUUGUCUUACAACAGUUACACCCAAUGUCGGACGUUGCAUAAAGUAGCAGUGGGCCACACAGUGCCUCUGACGUUCAACCAGUAUGAACAUCAGCAGAGGUUCCGUGAAGCUCAGGCUGAGAUCGUUGGCUCGUUAAUGUCCAGCCCUAAGUUCAAAAACCAGCUGGGCGAUGUUGAAGUCUGGAUGACUAAGUUGUUAGAUUAUGUUCUGAACGGAGGGAAAAGGGGUAGAAGUCUGGCGGUGCCCUUUGCAUACCGAAUGAUGGAGGAUCCAGAGUACUUUACAGAGGACAAUCACCAUAAAGCACGGAUCAUGGGAUGGGUUCUGGAAAUUCUCCACUCCUACCUAUUCAUAAUAGAUGAUAUAAUGGAUGCCUCGAAGACUCGCCGCGGCAAGCAGUGUUGGCACUUACGUGAUGAUGUAGGUUUGGGCGCGCUGAACGACAGCGGACUUAUAUUCACCAGCGCAUACGAAGUCUUGGAGCAACACUUCGGAGAUGAUCCUAUUUAUGCAGAACUUGUUAAGAUUUGCAAUGGGGCAAUGAUGCACACAUGCAUAGGUCAGCACCUGGACUUCGCAUCAAACUAUACGCGGGAGAAAAACAACCUGGACACGUUCACAGUGGAACGGUUUGACGCCAUCGCCUUACAGAAGGCCGCAAUCUAUUCUUUCAAAUGGCCUAUGAAUUUAGCUAUGACUUUAGUUAAGGGGAAGGCCGGCACCGACAUACAGGAAGGCAAGUUGACGUGGCUCGCGGUGACAGCCCUGGAGCGAUGCACAGACGCACAACGAAAAUUCUUCGCCGAAAACUACGGCAUCGACAACCCUGAGAAUGUACAACGAAUCAAAGACCUAUACGCUGAGUUGGACAUGGAAAAUAUUUACAAAAAUCAUGAAAAAGCUGUGUAUGAAGAUCUGUUCUACCUUUUCCCUAUUAGCUCACUCUAUGGCUGUGCUUUACCUGCUACAAAAAUGGCUUCUCUGCUUCGUAAAUUGUCUUACAACAGUUACACCCAAUGUCGGUCGUUGCAUAAAGUAGCAGUGGGCCACACAGUGCCUCUGACGUUCAACCAGUAUGAACAUCAGCAGAGGUUCCGUGAAGCUCAGGCUGAGAUCGUUGGCUCGUUAAUGUCCAGCCCUAAGUUCAAAGACCGGCUGGGCGAUGUUGAAGUCUGGAUGACUAAGUUGUUAGAUUAUGUUCUGGCCGGAGGGAAGAGGGGCAGAGGUCUGGCGGUGCCCUUUGCAUACCGAAUGAUGGAGGAUCCAGAGCACUUCACAGAGGACAAUCAUCAUAAAGCACGGAUCAUGGGAUGGGUUGUGGAAAUGUGCCACUCCUAUUUACUCUUAAUAGAUGAUAUAAUGGAUGCCUCAAAGACUCGCCGCGGCCAGCAGUGUUGGCACUUACGUGAUGAUGCAAUGAUGCACACAUGCAUAGGUCAGCACCUGGACUUCGCAUCAAACUAUACGCGGGAGAAGAACAACCUGGACACGUUCACAGUGGAACGGUUUGACGCCAUCGCCUUACAGAAGGCUGCAAUCUAUUCUUUCAAAUGGCCUAUGAAUUUAGCUAUGACAUUAGUUAAGGGAAAGAAUCAGAAUUUGCACCGUACUGAAGAAAACGACUACAGCGACGUAUACUUCGACGAAAUCAGAACAGGGAAGGCCGGCACGGACAUACAGGAAGGCAAGUUGACGUGGCUCGCGGUGACAGCCCUGGAGCGAUGCACUGACGCACAACGAAAAUUCUUCGCCGAAAACUACGGCAUCAACAACCCUCAGAAUGUACAACGAAUUAAAGACUUAUUCGCAGAGUUGGACAUUGAGCAUAUUUAUAAAAAGCAUGAAAAAGCUGUGUAUGAAGAUCUGGUGAGAAGAAUCCGCGCUUUACCCGCCAAAGGACAGACGCGGUUCUAUUCUGAAGUUCUAGAAGCGUGUUGUAAAAAGUCAUACUGAUGUCUAGAAGUCGCGUGGUGAAGACAUUUGUUACUGCUCCUCCUCUUGCCGCGGGUAUAGUAAGACGCCCGACUAAGGGACUUCUAACAGAGAUCGGGUAAUAGCAUUCUUAUAGAUCUGAUCUCCAACCAGCCCGCCAAGAGAUUAUAGCAAGCAAGAGAUUAUAGGGUCCAGUGCCUCAACAAUCUUCUUUGUUGAGGCACUGGACCCUCAUGGUAUUGACGAUGUUUAUUUUGACGGUUAUUCUGUGAUACAUACUACUACCACAUAGCCAAUAUAACAAAAAUAUAUGUCGUGGGUAUAAUGCCCGCCAAUUCAAUUAUGUUUCUGCGGUGGGUAGCGUGAUGCUACUAUCCUAGCUUUCUGGCGAGAGUACCCGGACAACCAGAAAGCGCGCUGCUGAUGAAAAAGACUCGGAGGUGGUGGAGUCGAGGUGGUGAUGUGCGUGCUCCUGUGACAUGACGUCAGCGUCGAUCCAAAGGCGUUAAGACCGGACUUUGGAACCUGGAACCACGUUCUACACAACCGGUCCAGUUCCUCGUCUCCUGACCGUAAUCACCGCGCAAGCAGGAAGCGGAAUGUGUGCGUGCUUACGAACAGAAUCAAAGUUGACAAAAUUAAGAAGAAAAAUAAAAAGAACAAGGGAACACUUUAACAGACAAAACAAACCUAAAUUACUAAUAAUAAAUACUAAAUUAUGUAUGAAUGAUGUAAUAAAAAAUUUAAUUUGAAAUUGAAUUUAAAUACAAAGAAACUGCAAGUCACAUAAACCUAAAUGACCGUGAAUAUUACCAAGUUAUUAAUA